Messenger RNA from Schistosoma rodhaini, 10733 nucleotides. Lineage: Eukaryota; Metazoa; Platyhelminthes; Trematoda; Strigeidida; Schistosomatidae. The record is from the annotation of a GenBank genome assembly.
GGUUAAUCAAUUUCGUUUGUAAUAACUAAUAUAAGGCCACUUAUGGCAGCGCAGUAGUGAAAUGAUAACGCUACGACUGUCAUCUUACUUGUGAUCCUCUUUCUUUUCGUUAUUCUUAUGGGAAAGAAUGAUCAAAAUAAGUGGAAAUACUGUUAUACCUUUUGUCACUUGGGCACAUACUCCACCUGACCAUCAAAUAACUUCCAUUUUAUUGUCUGAAGAUGGGGAAAGUGUCGCCACUGGAUCGGCAGAUGGGAAUAUUAUUCUAUGGAGUAUAGGAAAUUCCUGCUCAUGUGCUCCAAGGUGGAUGCUAACUGGGCACAAGUCCUUGGUCUCCAAUCUGUGCAUUGCAGGAAGGUCUCCCAUAACCAAAAAUCAAUUUUUCUUUAGCUAUUCAAUCAAUGGCGAAAUGGCUGUUUGGAAUUGGAAUGACGGCAAAUGCUUAGAAUUCAAAAUGGACACACGUUAUCGUCAUACAUAUAUCAAAUCACAUCAGACAUGUUACCUUGACUAUCGUCUACUUUUUUGUUGUGGUCAAUAUGCACAUAUUGUUGUAUUACAUGCUACUUCACUGGCUGUUCUAUUCACUUUGGCUUCAAAUUCACAACCGGAUUGGAUAUCUUCAUUUGUUGUUGUUACACAUCCAAAUCAACGAAAUGAAAUCGUUUUAGGUCUUUCAUACUCCAAUCUAGCUGUAUUAUGGACGCUGGACGGUGAAGAAACACAAGGUGAAGCAAAAUAUGAACACGAAUCACGAUCUAUUAAUUGUCCAUCUACCAUAAUACAAGUUGAUUGUUGUCCACAAACACCUCGAUGUAUAUUAUUAGUUUGUUCUAGUGGAUGGCAACUUUUCGAUGCAAUGACUUGUUCUAUUAAUUGUACAGUAUCGAAUCCAACAAAUGAUGUAUUAGUCGGUGGGAGUUUCAUUCAAUCUAAUGUUAUAAGUGUCUAUGGUCAGUCGGGAUUUGUUUAUUUGUAUAGUUUACCAAAAAGUCUUAUUAUCUAUUCAAGAGAUUCUAUCUGCACAGAUGUUCCAGUGCAUAUAGCCACUUUCUCUCCUUUUGAUGUUAACAACAGUAGCAAUAUUAAAACAAAAAUAGACAAAGGUGUAGUUGAUCGCUGUAUAAAUUCAAUAACUACUACUAUUAUGACUGUACAAAAGUUUGGUUGUUUCACUUCAGCAUUUAUUCAUCCUAAUGAUAAUAAUCAAUAUCUACUAGCCGGUACUACUCAUGGACAAUUAUUAGCUUGGUGUAUAAAACCAGAUUCAUUCACGUUGAAUAUUGUCGAUGAACAAAAGAAACAAAUGUUAGAUAAUUCAAUAGUGAAAAGUGUGCCUAUUACGCCUCCAAUUAUGUGUAGUGAUCUACAUACUGUAUGGAAAAAACAUGCAUUGCCUAAUAUAGCUAUGUUUUUGACAAGCUCUAUUACAAACUCGAAAUAUUCAAAUAUAAUUAGCCCCAAUCAUUCCUUAUUAGGUGAUUCGUUGACGGCUUCCCCGAUAACCAAUCAAAUAUUGUGUAAUGAUAAUAAUGAUAAUAAUAACGGUAACAAUAAUCUAAGUGUAACUGUUUGUAUACAACUUAAUCAAAUGACCACAUAUCAACGUGUCCAGGGUUCACCCCCUACAAUUCAUCCAUAUCGUUUAGCUUUUGGUUUAUCUAAUGGACGUAUUAUAAUUGUUCGUAUGGUUGAUUUUUUAAAAACAAUUUAUUGGCACCAUGAUCAUCCUGAUAACAGCCAAGAUGAUCAAUUUUCAAUGCAACAUCAUAAUCAGUUGUCCAAGUUUUGUUUAAAUGGUCAUAUUGGUCCUGUGACAAGUUUAUUACAUCCAGCUAGUUGUGAAAGACAAUCAUAUUCAUCAAAUGAUUCCAAUUCAGUAAAUUACAAUAACAAUGGAGAUAGUAUGAGUACUACUAAUAAUAAUAUCAGUAGCACAAUUACAGAUUAUCAAUUCAAUCCAGAUUUUCUAUUGUCUGGUGGAAUGGAUUUCACUGUUCGUUUAUGGGAUUUAAAUUCAUGGUAUGAAUCUACUGGCAACAAUAUUAGUAGUAGUAGUAGUAGAAAAUAUGUUGGCAAUAAUUGUAGUAAAUCAUUAUGUCUAGCUGUAUAUCGAUGUCAUGCAUCACCUUGUAUUGGCCUAACAAUUGGUCCUCCUAUUUCUUCUGUAAUCAAUAUGGUUGCUGGGAAUCCGAGACUUUCGACAACUAUUUGUUCAUUUGGUGCAGAUGGUUCAGUCUGGUUAAUUAAUUUAAAAGAAAAACGUCCCUUCCUUUACGCACGUAAUACAAGUAAUUUAUCUUCAUGUCCAGUUGUAGCUAUUGGUUGGAGACUAGCUGAAGAUCUUUUAUUUAUUAAUUAUUUAGAUGGUACAGUAACAGUAUGGGAUAUAAACAUGGGUUGUUUAGAACGUAUUGAAACAGAACAAUCAGCUAGAGAUCUUUUUGAACAAGCUCAAUUCAUUACUGAAGUUUAUCAUCCAUCAACAUUUUUAAAUUUUACAUUUUCCACUUUACCAUCAAUAACAAUGUCAUCAUAUAAGUCUAGAUCAUUAGCUGGUGUACCAAAUCAAUAUUCAGUUUAUACAUCAUUAGCUACACCAUUUUGUGGUGGUGUCAAUUCAACAUCUUCCUCUGGUACAAUUCAUCUUACUGCACCUAGUCGAUUAAAGUAUUCAACAAUUGAUGAUUUACAAAAAUUAUGUACAAAUAAUUUACCACCUGUACAAUUACAUUUAAUUGGAUCGAGAACAGUAACAAAUAGUCAAGAUAAAGUUGAUAUAAAUGAUGAAAAUCAAUUGAAAUGGAAUUCUGGUCCAGCUGCAUUUGUUUUUCAUUGGGAUAUUGAAUCACUUAUUGUUGAUAUUUUAUCACAAAAUUAUGGAGUUUCAAAGGAUAUUAACGAAAUGAUUAACUAUAAUAGUUCAACAAUAACAACAACAGAAACAACACCAACCUCAUCAUCAUCACUCUAUCGUGAUGAUAUAUUCACAAUGGAUGUUACACAGGCAACAUUUCUACAAAUUAUCAUUUCAUUAAUUCAUCCAUGGGGUAUAGAUUUGUCAAUAGAUGAAAUUAUUCAAAAAUUAUGUCAUAAUCAUCAAUCUAUCGAUAAAGAUAAGUUGAAAACCCUGUUAAAUAAUAGUCGACAACAAUUACGUACACAUGAAUCACCAAUAUGCGUUGGUCUAAUAUCCAAAUGUGGUUGUAUGAGUUUAAGUAUGCCUGGUUAUUGUACAAAAUCAACUAUUGUAUCAAAAUCUGGAUCUAUUCAACAAAUACCACAUCCAUAUUGUCUUUCUUCAAUUAUUUCAACAAAUUUAAUUCUAUCUGGAGUUAGUUUAACUGAAUUAAUGACAUCAUUAAAUUGGAAUUAUCUUCUACGUUUAUCGCAUACAAUCUUUGGUGAUAAUGGGACAGGACUAUCAUUAUCAUCGUCAUCAUCAAAAUUUUUAUCUGAUAGUAAUAUAAAUAUAACAAUUCUAAGUAAUUGGCGUAUAAUUUGGUUACAGUUUGGUGCAUUUCUAUUAGAACAUUUCAUUGGUUUAAUUUUAUCUAACAAGAAUAGUUCAAUUAGUGAUGAAAAACUACAACCGAUCCUACCACCACUUGAAUUAAAUUUAUUUGCACGUAAAUGGCAAGAUCGUUGUUUACCAAUUCGGUAUGCUGCUCGAACAUUAUUACUUUCAUGCCUUGAUCAAUUAUCAUUGGAUGAUCGAAAAUUGUUAGUCACUUAUUGGUCGGCUUUACUUCCACCAUUCGCUCUUACUAAUCAAAAACAACAACAAUCACAACGUCAAUUAAUUCAACAAAAUUCACUGGAUUCCGCGAAUCGUUUUAGUUAUCAGAUUAUAGAUAUUUUAGCUCAUAAUAAUCAUACAGAAGAAAAAAUUGUACGUAAGCAAAGUUUGCCAUCAAUGAAUGGUUUAGACAAAAAUGACAAAUCCAAUGAAUUAAAGAAUUUAUCUAAUAAAGAUGCAUUUGUACAGUUGAGUAGUACUACUAUAAUUUCUACUACUACUACUACUACUACUAAUGAUAUUAUUGAUGAUGAAGUCAAUCAACAAUUAAUAUCAGAUAAACAACAAGGUACACCAAGUAAACAACAAUUCUCAACAGACUCAUUACCGAAUCUAACUGAAUCUGUUAGUUUGUCUAGUUUAACAUCAAAUCUUAAUAUGUCUAUGGUACUGGAUAGUUCAUGGUGGAUGACAUUAAACGGUUAUCGUAUAUCACCUAGAGAACAUGCACGUCUUCAGAGAGAUAUACAAAGGUGUCAGGCUAUAGCUAUUAUGCUAAUGGGCGUAAUUGGUGUACGUUUUGGUUCAUCCACUAAACGGCGUCAUCCAGCUGUUGUUGUACGUGACUUGAUCACUCAACCAUUAGUUAUGACUAAGAAUCGAACAUAUGAAGUAAUGAAUUAUUCUAAUUGCGGUUUGGCAUCACCAUGUUUCGCUGCACCUGAUAAUGAUGACAACGAUGAUAGGGAAAAAUUAGAAAUGACCAAAAUAGCGGCAAUGCAAGUUCCAUUUAAUCAAUCAGAAGAAGUUCCAUUAUCUGUGCAAAAAUUCUCACAAUACACAAGUAAUCAAUCAUCUGAGAUACAAGAUGGUUUCGGAUUGGAUAAUCAUUAUCUUGCUAGAUCCACUUAUCAGUGUUUAUCAGCUUUAUUGUUUAAUGGAGGCUAUCCAGUUUUAUUGCCUACUGACAUUAAUAAUCCUGAAAUUGAUUGGAAUAAAUUCCAUGAGCAGAUUGUUGGCAGUCGUUCUGAAGUAUUACCUGUACAUGCAGCCAAUGCCUUGAUUACAUUACUAACAUCGAAUAUGAACAGUACAUUGAGACGAGCUGCAAUUGAUUUAUUAGGUCGUGGUUUUCCUGUCUGGGAACCGUAUGUUGAUGUUGGGCAUGUGAUCAAUGUUUUACUCCUGUUAGCUGCCGAUGCUGAAAUGUUGUUGUCAAGUAAUAAAUCAUGUCAACUUAUCUCAGAUCGUGUUGAUUUAGCACGUACAGCACGUGAAGCUUUAUGGGCUAUUGGAUUUGCACGACCGAAAUUGAUUACUCUAGCAUUAUCACUUGAAGUUCGACGAUUCGGUGCUCAAAUUAAUGCAGCCGCUUCAGCAAUAACAUCUAACUCUGGUCGAUCAUCAAUUUCAACAUCAUCUCCAUCGAAUUCAAAUCAUAUUCAAUCAUCAUGGAGUUUAACAAAAUCGCUCUCAAAAGAUUCUGAUAAUCAUCAUCUAGUCACUGUGUCACGUCGUGAUUCAAUAACUAUUGGAAAUGAAUUUCAGUCUUCAACUGCUUCAUCGAACAUGGUAGUUAUGAUGACUAAUCCAACUGUAGCUACACCUGUCUUCAGCUCUAAUGCUGGUGUCAGUGGUAGUAAUACUGGAACAAAUUCAAAUCGAUAUGCUACUACUGGAUAUGGAGGUACAGACUCUUCAGUGUUGUCUAAUCAACAAUGUCCGCCAAUGUUUAAAGCUCGUGAAGAAGUAUUACGUUUAUUUGAACAACUUUGUAUUCGACGACCAAAUGAUAUUAAAGAUGUAUUACCGGAAGUUGUUGAAGUGAUCUUAGCUUGUUCUGAUCGUACACGUUUAAAAGAACGUGGACUAGAUUAUAUAUUUCCUGCGCUAACACCUUUCCAUGCAUAUUCAAGUCAUACACGUUUACAGAAAGCAUGUACAGGCGGUGUUAAUGGUUCUUUAACAUUUUAUGAUUUUAAAAUUGGACGAUAUUUUGUAACAAUGGGGCAUAAAGGUUCCGUCACUGCUAUUUGUUUUAAUUCUGAUGGUCGACAAGUAGCAACUUAUUCAUUGGCUGAAAGUACACUACGUAUAUGGCAGGUAAUUUUUUUUUGUUUCAUCUUAUUGUUUCUGGCUUCUUUUCAAUGAUUUUUCUCUCUCAUUUACUCUUGAAAUCUAGCGAAAUCUUGAAAUAAAUUCUAUAAUGAGUAUCAUUGUUAGUUGUAAUACCGUUUUAUAAAAGCAGAGAAUAUUUCAUAGUUAAUUAUUUGAAGUUGGAGAUGUCUACUAAUGAAUUCCAACUCAAUUGUUCAAAGAUAUCGUCGUCAAUAUAAAACUUUUGUUGUUUCCCCUGUCUUUAGUGUUUUUGAGUAUGCACUGAUGCGAUAAUUAACAAAGUAUGAAUCUACAUCUAUCUCACUUAAAAAUCGAUAAUUGCCUUCUUAUGUCUGAAGCGGUUUCGAAUUCACUUAGUCAGCGAACGGAACAAAGACUUGUAACCAAAGACUAAUAAGCUAGCUAUUCUGACGCUUCCCAAACCCAGCUAAUUAGAGUAAGAAGUCCAAGUUGGAACUGAGGAAGAUAUAUUCCGUAAGCAGCUAGAAGCACAGCAAUCACAAUAGGUAGAAAUCAAACGUAUAUAUACAGCAUAAAAUUGUCCUUGAGAAGCAUUACAAAAUAGCACACUAAAAGAUAUAACGGACCGAUAGCGUUUGAAAUAUUUCCAAGUGGGAAAUACGAUUCAAAGGUGAAUUGAGCACUUUUGGCGCGAAAACAAAGAAAUUCAAAUUUUCAAAAUAAAAUUACGAAAAUAAGUCAUUUACCAAGUGAGUUCUGGAGAUUUAGCAUCCUCAACAUGCCUUGACAGAGAGUGCAUUAUCUCUAACAAGUCAUCGGAUUAUAUACAUCAGUUAUAUUACUAAAAUACAUUAAAAAUAAAAAAUAACGGUUUGUACAUAACUGACACAAAACAAUACAGUGGGUGGAUAAUUAACAAUAAUUGAGAAACGGUGAAACAAAUAACAUCAGUUAACUACUUAUAAGUCUACGAUUUGAACACUUAUUGCUGGCUUCAUAGAUGUUUCCUAUAAUCAUUGACUAUUUCUGCACUUCAGUUUGAACAGUGGGGAAAAGGUGCGAAAUGUAAGUAAGCGCUUCAGUUUAAGGUUAGUUUUUAUGUAUAAAAAUCGAGUAUAUUUCUUAUGUUUCAUAUGAACUUGAUGUUAUAGAACUUUCUGGAGACGCUGAACACAGUAACAGUAUAGUUAACCAUUGAAUCGAAAUUUGGCAUGGGGUUCUUGAUUUUUCUGUAUUUUUAAUAAGUUUGAAUUAAAAACUGAUUGAAUUAAACAUUUGGUGAUGUUUUCUGACCUUGUAGAGACUUUUCCGAGUGAUAUUGUUGAAUUCUCGAACAUUGAGUGAAAUGAAAGUUAACAAUGAGAGUUGUACAGGAGAAUACCAUAGUUCUCAAGUGUAUAAUAAUUACCUAGUUAAAACGUAUCAGUCUAUCAAACAUAAAGUAAUACCUGUCAUAUAUGUACAUCAGUUGAAGUUGCCAUACUUUAUCAGAACAGUGAGAGAAAAUUGUCUGUAUGAAUGUCAGGAAAGUAGAGGGAGUAAAGAUAUUAGUGGUCGAAUAUACGAUCCUUGAAAUUAUAAACAAGUGGAAUACAAAAAGAUUUAUGGGAAAUUUACAAAUGUAGGAUCUAAGAAAGACAAAGAGUAAAUACAAUUGUGUCUUUGCGAAGAAUUUUGAACCAUGUUACCCAAAAGUCUCUAAACAUUAAUUACGAUAACAACGUGAAUGACAACCAGGAAGUAUUCACUUACUUAAAUGGCUCAGUCCAAUAGCUGAUAUUUUUGUUGAAUGAUUCCAUGUGUUGGUGUAGCUGCCCCUGACUUUCCUCCAGCCUACUUGUACACCAGCCAUAAUCGCCCGUCGAGGUUAUCGGUGAAUGAACGUACGUAAUAUAUAUAUCUUAAUCAUCUAACCUAGGAAUUUCUUGAUCAUUGGUCCCUGUGAUAAAAUACCAGUAACCUCCGAAGAUCCUCUCUCUUUAAAGAAGAUAAUUUUUUAAGUAGAACGAAAGGAAUUGUUGAACACUAAACUCAUCCUUCAUAUUAGCCGACGAAUAUCUCUCUCUCACUCAUACAUAAUUUUUUUAUUUACUGCAUUUUUUUUAAAUAGCUACAUACAACUGGAUUUUUUGGUAUGGGUGGACAACAAGUUAAACCAUUAUCUAUUCAUCCUGUACCACCAUUAAUUCCUCCUCCUCCUCCAUCUUCCACUUCAUCAUUAUCACGUAAUGAAUUUAUUAAUAAUAAUGACAUGAAUAAAAAUCAAUCUACACUACCAGAUCGUUUAGAAGUAUGGAUUGAUUGGCCAGAAUCUCGUGUUUUGCAUUUGGUUACAAAUAUUGGUAUUAGACGACGUAUUGCAUUAUGAAAAUAACAAAUAAACAAAUAUUUAUCUAUUUAUCUAUUUCAUUUACUUGUUUAUGCUUCUCCUUACACUUCUGAUUCUUUUAUUGUUUAUCAUUACCAUUAUGUUAUCAUUAUAAUGUUUGUUAUUGUUGUUAUAAUAAUGAUGAUUACAAUAAUCAAGCGCAUUACAGUUAAUAUCAGACAAUUGCUUUUAAAAUAAAAAGUAAGUCCAUAAGUCAGAGAAUCUGACACCAUUGCACGCAUACACAUACACACACAUAACUCAUGCAUUCCGUGUAAUCACUAUAAAACUGGGAACUAAAAAUAGAAAUAGAGAGUGAGUGUGUAUCCUGUUGAUUUUCUGUUAUUAUUAUCAUUAUAAUUGUUAUUAUGAAUUACACAAUUUAUAAUUGAAAAUUAUACAUUCCUCUUAUGCAUUCUUAUUACUAUCAUCACAAUCAUCACUAAUUUAUACACACUAUAAACACAUCUAUUCAUGUAGAGUAUAAAAAUGUAGGUGAUGUACAAUUAUCUGAAUUACGAAUGAUUCAUUAAUGUUGAAGAGGAAGAAGAAAAAAAACUUGUUUGUUCAUUUGUUUCAACAUCUUUUAACUGUAAUUAUUUGUCUCUUCUUUCAUGAUAGGCGUGAAUUCCCAUAUAUUUUACCGAAUCAACAAAUUAACAGACCUAUCCCCCCCACCCAUCACUUUUUUAUCAUUUAUUUUGCAUACUACUUACACAAUUGUUAGUAGUUUAUCUUGAAAAUAAUAAUAAGUUAACAGUGAUGCAUGUUAUUUACCUAUUGACAUACCUCUAUGUAUGAUUAGUGUGUUUAGCUAAAUCUUUCUGUUCUUCUCUUUGUUUCGUAGUUUAUAAAAUUCCAUAAUGCAUCUUGUUUUUCUCAUCACUAGCUUGUUGUAUCUAUCAGGAAAGAAAAAUAAUGGUGGUGACAAUGUCACCGAUAAUAAUAGUUCCAUUAGAUGUUAACUCGUAUUUUUUUUUAUUAGAAAAAAACUUCGAGUUGAACUUUUCCUGUCAAUGUUAAACCUAUUUUCAUUAUUCAAGUUACACCAGUAAAUGUGCAGUAAUAGCAGGCCUGUGAUUAAUCCAAUUUCACUAUUUAUGUUAUUUGAUUUGUUUUUCUUCUUUCUUUUCGAUUAACUUUUGUAGUCAAAUGUAUACAUGGCUUUGUUUUGUGUGUACUUAUCUCUCCUUUCCUCCUUUUGUUUGACUUCACUUUCAUUCCUUGUUCUUACUUAUUAAUAGAAUUCUAUACAAAAAAUGAAAGAAACAUUUGUAUUUAUCCCAUAUCUUCUGUGUGUAUCAUUUCUUUCACAUGUUUAUUUACAUUUGCCAACAUUUUUUUUAUAUUUAUGACAACGCAAAGAAUAACUAGUUGUUUCGUACUUCUCCUUCUUCUUUGAGUUUGUUCUUGUUAUAUUACGUUUUUGAUUCCUUCUGCCUUUUUCUCCUGAUUGACUUAAUUGUGGUUUUGAGUUAUUCAGGAAUAUAUAUAUACAUGAAAUAUACUAAGAAAUAUAUAACUGACAGUUAAUGUGUUUCCUCUUCAAUCUUUUUUUAUGUUGUUAACAAAUAUCAGUUAUUUGCUGUCAAUACAAAAGGAGCGAUGUAUCAAUGAUCAAGACGUUCAACUUAUAACCACCCACUCUCACGUUCGAACCAUGCUCUAUCUACUUCAAUAUAGGCGACCAAAUAGCAUCAUUAGUUCUCGUACUUAGAUUUUGAUUUGAAGUCAAGUACAUAAAUCUGUACAUAGUAAAUUAGUGUUAUUCAUCCAAUCCAGACUGCAUCGGUAGCAUUUGAUCACCAAGAAUUAGACAUGACACUGCAGUUUAUCAGCGAUAUCUUUCUUUUCAGGCAUUGUUAGUCAUAUCAUUAGUGCACUUUUCGUAUUUGUUCAUCAACCUCAUCAUGAUGUUCUUUUAUAUUGCUGUAUCUUCUGAUCAUAGGUUUUAUUCAAGAUGAAGAUCAGAAGUAUUCAGUAUUCAUAGCGUAUUCAACGAAAAUGGUAGAUAUGGGAGCUGUUCAAAGGUUAUAACUGUAUGGGCUAAGCGAGUCUAAGUAAAUCACGUAGCCACGUUAUACCAUUGCAAGUUUAAAUGACAGAUCAGGAAGCGUAACCGAAAUACAUUUUUGGAUCAGAAUUACAGAUGCAUAGAUACCAACGAUUUGUGUAUACUUUAUUUGGUUUAUCAAUUACAGAUUUCUAGUCAUUUUUCCAUUAUUUUCACUUUCAUACUCGGUUGGAGAUGUAUCUUGCGGGACGUAGAACAACUCUAUGACAAGGUCAUUCAUAAAUUUCUGAAACCAUAAAAUGAGGUCAAUCUGAAAUUGUUAUUACUAAGAAAACUAGAAGGAACACUAAGAACAACAAGGUUUACGGGGUAAAAUGAAUUCAUUCUACUUCAUGGCCUCUCAUCAGUUGCAAACAGCUGAAAAUGACGUUAAAUAAUAUAGUUCUGCACGAAAGUUUAACAAACAUUAGUCAUUGAAAUCGAAAUGCUUUCAAGAUUAAACCAAUAAUCAUAGAAAUGUACAAACCUCAGGC